AUGUCAUAUCUCAUUUGGUUUAGUAGCCAUAAUAGAUAUGAUAACUGCAAAAUUAGUGAGUUAAAAUCAUUAUUGGAAAUAUUUGGUCAUAAAAGAAAUGAAUUAUGGUUAAAUGAAAAGCAAAACAAUUAUGAGGGAGAAGUUUUUUUAAAAGUAAAUAUAACUGACGAAGAAUUAUGGAAAAAUAUACAAUCUAGAAGUAUUUUAAUUAAGGGAGUUAUUGAUUUAUGGAGCGAAGGCAUAUCAUAUAAUGACUUACAAAAAAAUUUAAUUACCAAAAAAUAUCUUUUUGAAAGAAAUUUAAGAAAUAAAAAGUGGUGUUUUUACUUUCAUUCUUUUGGUAAAGUGAUAAAUCAAAAUGAUAAAAAGAAAAAGAUGGAUCAUUUUAAAACAUUUUUUGAUGAAUAUAAAGAUAUUGAUAUAAUAAACCCAGAUGUACAAAUUGCAUUAUUUGAAGAGUACGAUAAAAAAAAUUCAGAAAUUUUAAAAAAAGUAUAUUUUGGUAAAUGUAUUGUACUAAGGAAAUAUCAAAAUUCAAUUUAUAAUAUAAACAGCGAAACUAAUGAAAAAACAAAAGUUUCAUGGUGGAAAAAAUAUGCUCUAAAUAAAAGGCCAAUAUUGGGACCAACCACAACUGACAAUGAAUUGGCUUUUAUAAUGUGUAAUUUAGCAAAAGUAAAAAAAGGUCAUAUUGUAUUAGAUCCUUUUGUAGGAUCUGGGGGGUUGUUAGUCUCAUGUUCCAUCUUUAAUGCAAUAUGUAUAGGUAAUGAUAUUGACAUAAGACUAUUGAAAGGUUAUAAAUUAUCUUAUUUAAAUCCACAUAUGAAACAUCAAAGUAACAAAAAAAAUAUUUUUCAAAAUUUUUUAUACUACAACUUAAAUAUGCCUGAUAUUUUAGUAUCUGAUAAUUCAAAGCCAAUUUGGAAUUUUUUCCAUAAGCCAUGGGUUGAUGCAAUAGUUACAGACCCUCCAUAUGGAAAUAGAGCAACUGUGAGGAUAAGUGUGAAGAAUUCUAGUAAUGCAAAUAACAAAGAAGAUAAUAUAUGUAAUGAUGAAUUAAGUGAAACUAGCCAAGUUAUAAAUAACUAUGAAAAAAAAUUAGGAAAAAAAAAAACAAUGAAUAACAAAACAAUUACAUACAACUGUACUGCAGCUGUUAGAGACUUGUUAAAUAUUGCAUCACAUACAUUAGUUGAUAACGGUAUGCUAGUGUUUUUAUUACCUGUUCAAUUGAAAACCAUUAGAGAAGAAAUAGAAAUUUUAAAUCAUUCAGAUUUUUAUCUAAUUUCUUAUGAUUUACAAACUUUGACUUCUUUUUCUGGAAGACUUAUAGUUUCUAUGCAAAGAAAGAGUAGAAUAUUAUUAGAUUAA
Molecule: messenger RNA, 1371 nt
Organism: Plasmodium gallinaceum
Lineage: Eukaryota; Apicomplexa; Aconoidasida; Haemosporida; Plasmodiidae
Product: tRNA guanosine-2'-O-methyltransferase, putative
Exons: 1
Coding region: 1-1371 (456 amino acids)
Biological process (GO): methylation
Cellular component (GO): cytoplasm
Molecular function (GO): nucleic acid binding
Source: RefSeq, a predicted model, not a curated record